Molecule: messenger RNA, 2174 nt
Organism: Rhinopithecus roxellana (golden snub-nosed monkey)
Lineage: Eukaryota; Metazoa; Chordata; Mammalia; Primates; Cercopithecidae
Gene: TMEM209
Product: transmembrane protein 209
Exons: 15
Coding region: 116-1801 (561 amino acids)
Cellular component (GO): membrane
Source: RefSeq, a predicted model, not a curated record
AGACUGCCCAGUUCUUCCGGUAACUUUAGAGCGGCCUGCCGGUCACCUCCCUCUUGCCCUUGGCUUCGCGCAUGCCCAGAGAGAGUGGCGGGAGUCCGUUUUCCGGCCAGAGGACAUGAUGCAGGGGGAGGCACACCCUAGUGCUUCCCUUAUUGACAGAACCAUCAAGAUGAGAAAAGAAACAGAGGCUAGAAAAGUGGUCUUAGCCUGGGGACUUCUAAAUGUAUCUAUGGCUGGAAUGAUAUAUACUGAAAUGACUGGAAAAUUGAUUAGUUCAUAUUACAAUGUGACAUACUGGCCCCUCUGGUAUAUUGAGCUUGCUCUUGCAUCUCUCUUCAGCCUUAAUGCCUUAUUUGAUUUUUGGAGAUAUUUCAAAUAUACUGUGGCACCAACAAGUCUGGUUGUUAGUCCUGGACAGCAAACGCUUUUAGGGUUGAAAACAGCUGUUGUACAGACUACUCCUCCACAUGAUCUGGCAGCAACCCAAAUCCCUCCUGCUCCACCUUCCCCUUCAAUUCAGGGUCAGAGUGUGUUGAGUUAUAGCCCAUCUCGUUCACCCAGUACCAGUCCCAAGUUCACCACCAGCUGUAUGACUGGUUACAGUCCUCAGCUGCAAGGUCUGUCCUCAGGUGGCAGUGGUUCUUAUAGCCCUGGAGUGACCUACUCGCCUGUCAGUGGUUAUAAUAAGUUGGUGAGCUUUAGCCCCUCUCCUCCUUCUCCAUACCCUACCACUGUUGGACCAGUAGAGAGCAGUGGAUUGAGAUCUCGCUACCGUUCUUCACCUACCGUCUACAACUCACCUACUGACAAAGAAGACUACAUGACCGACCUACGGACUUUGGAUACUUUUCUUAGAAGUGAAGAGGAGAAACAGCAUAGGGUUAAGCUGGGGAGCCCAGAUUCUACCUCUCCUUCCAGCAGUCCUACUUUCUGGAACUACAGUCGUUCUGUGGGGGAUUAUGCACAAACUUUAAAGAAGUUUCAGUAUCAGCUUGCCUGUAGGUCUCAGGCCCCAUGUGCUAACAAAGAUGAAGCCGAUCUCAGCUCUAAACAAGCUGCAGAAGAGGUUUGGGCAAGAGUGGCUAUGAAUAGACAACUUCUUGAUCAUAUGGAUUCAUGGACAGCUAAAUUUAGAAAUUGGAUCAAUGAGACAAUAUUAGUGCCACUUGUUCAAGAGAUUGAGUCUGUCAGCACACAGAUGAGACGAAUGGGUUGUCCAGAGCUACAGAUAGGAGAAGCUAGUAUUACUAGCUUGAAACAAGCCGCCCUGGUUAAAGCCCCUCUCAUUCCGACUUUGAACACAAUUGUUCAGUAUCUAGACCUUACUCCAAAUCAGGAAUACUUGUUUGAAAGGAUCAAAGAACUCUCUCAGGGAGGUUGUAUGAGCUCAUUUCGAUGGAACAGAGGUGGUGACUUCAAAGGACGAAAGUGGGAUACAGACCUGCCCACCGAUUCUGCUAUCAUCAUGCAUGUAUUUUGCACCUACCUUGACUCCAGAUUACCUCCACAUCCGAAGUAUCCCGACGGAAAAACUUUUACUUCUCAGCACUUUGUUCAGACACCAAAUAAACCAGAUGUUACGAAUGAGAAUGUUUUUUGCAUUUAUCAGAGUGCCAUCAACCCUCCCCAUUAUGAGCUCAUCUACCAGCGUCAUGUAUACAACCUGCCAAAGGGCAGAAAUAAUAUGUUUCAUACAUUGUUGAUGUUUCUCUACGUCAUAAAGACCAAAGAGUCAGGAAUGCUUGGGAGAGUUAAUCUUGGUCUAUCUGGUGUGAAUAUAUUGUGGAUCUUUGGCGAGUAGCAGGUCAUAUAUUUAAUUCCAGACAUUUGGACUUUUAUUUCACUGAACCAGAAGUCGAAACUAAACAUCUGAGCCACGGACUCUUCUGAAAUAAAAUACACAUGUGUGUAUGUUACAGACUCUUUAGAUUUAAAGAAAAAGGUAGCAGUUAUGAAAUGUCAUUGUAAAAAUAUGUCCUGUAUCUUCUAUAUCAAGAGACAUUACCUUUAAUUUUAUAUUGCUUUUCAGAAAUUUCAGGUGACUAUAAAACUGCAACCCUUCAGAUUUUUAUUGACUCAAAACAGUGCCAUUACCCUUAAUGAAAUAGAUUGUGAGUCUUUUUUUUUUUCAUUAUAACCCCCAAAUGAGAAUCAUCUAUCUGAUCCUUCUGCCA